Molecule: messenger RNA, 3684 nt
Organism: Lagopus muta (rock ptarmigan)
Lineage: Eukaryota; Metazoa; Chordata; Aves; Galliformes; Phasianidae
Gene: E2F7
Product: E2F transcription factor 7
Exons: 12
Coding region: 241-2937 (898 amino acids)
Biological process (GO): regulation of transcription by RNA polymerase II
Cellular component (GO): RNA polymerase II transcription regulator complex
Molecular function (GO): DNA-binding transcription factor activity, RNA polymerase II-specific; RNA polymerase II cis-regulatory region sequence-specific DNA binding
Source: RefSeq, a predicted model, not a curated record
GCUCCUUCGCAGACGUGCCCGCUCCUGUGUGCAUCCCGGGUUAACCUGCAGCCCUCUUGCGCUCUGAGCCAUCUCUCCUUGGAUCAAGGUGAACCUGGGCUUUCAUCAGUCUGGCUGCUCACCUCAACGGGCAGUUGUGACAUUCCAGACGUCAGGGUGUGGGAGGCUGAUAGCGGAAUGGAUGUGUGCAUCUCGCAGUAAUGCUGCCGCUACUCCUUUGCAAUAUCUGCACAAGGACGGAUGUUUGAGGAAAAUAUACUUGAUCGAUCCAGGAUGGCCCCAAAGACUCCCAUUAAGAACGAUCCAGUUGACUUAUCAAAGCAGAAGGGCUGCACCCCGGACAGAAACCCAAUGACACCUGUUAAGCUCAUUGACAGACCUCAGGCUGACCCUUGGACCCCCACUGCUAACCUGAAGAUGCUCAUUAGUGCUGCUAGCCCUGAUAUGAGGGACAGGGAAAAGAAGAAAGAGCUCUUCAGGCCUAUAGAAAACAGUGAGCAGAAUGACAUACCUGACUCGUUACAGUAUGAUAUGGUAGAUGAUGGCACGGUUGAUGAAUUUGAAAAGCAAAGGCCCAGCAGAAAACAGAAAAGCUUAGGACUCUUGUGCCGGAAGUUUCUAGCUCGCUAUCCAAGUUAUCCAUUGUCAACAGAAAAAACUACAAUUUCUUUGGAUGAAGUGGCUUCAAUUCUUGGAGUCGGGAGGAGACGGAUUUAUGAUAUAGUGAAUGUGCUGGAGUCAUUGCACUUGGUUAGCCGUGUGGCCAAGAACCAGUACUGUUGGCACGGGCGGCACAACCUAAGUCAGACUCUGAAAACGCUUCAGGAAGCAGGGGAGCUGCAGUAUGGAGAGCUAGUGACCUCCCAGUACAAGGAACAGGACACAGAGUACAAAUCUGGAGAGCAGAAAAAGGAAGCGGUGGCAGACUCACAAGACAGAGCAUUACUUGACUUUGCAGAACCAGAUUGCACAUCCGCAUCUGCAAACAGCAGAAAGGACAAGUCCUUGCGGAUUAUGAGCCAAAAGUUUGUCAUGCUGUUCCUUGUCUCCAAGACCAAGAUAGUCACUCUGGACAUCGCAGCGAAGAUAUUGAUAGAAGAAAACCAGGAUACGGUGGACUACAGCAAGUUUAAAACAAAGGUACGAAGGCUGUAUGAUAUCGCCAAUGUUCUUACCAGCCUAUGCUUGAUAAAGAAAGUUCAUGUCACAGAGGAACGAGGCCGCAAGCCAGCUUUCAAAUGGAUUGGGCCUGUGGACUUCCCUGGCAAGACUGGUGAGCCAAGAGGGCACUGCCCAACAUCUGGUCCUCCAGCAGAGGCACGAAGAGGAGCCCGUGCCCCAUAUCAGAUCUGUGCUACGGGAAAACAGAGGUUCACACGUCAUGCUUCAUUUAACAGUGCACAGCCCUGUGAAGGUACCAAAAGGAAAGUCAGCUCUGAGCCCAGCAGCCCAAAUCGAGAGAGACAAGGUUGCAUUGUGAAUUCAGAUGAAUAUUGCUCAAAAACGAUAAAUCUAGCAUCUGUCUGCAGGCAGAAGAUAGAGGAAGAUGCUAGGAGCAAAGCUUGUACCACAGAAGCAGUACUCAAUGCAGCAAGGAACCCAAGUGUAACCUCACCUCUCUCCCUUCUUCCAGUUCCUGGGGACUCUGAUUUUUGUGCUAACCCUUUAUCUCAGGCAGUUUUCCCUGUGGUCCAGGCAGAUAUGCCAAGCCUUUUGCUGCCAAAAGGGGUCAGCAGCCAAGCUCUGCAUCCUUCCAGUGCAGCAGCCUCCAAGACAGAGAAUGGAAAACCUCCCUUACUCCCCAGCCAACCCUUCCUGUGUUUCCCCUCAUCAUCCUUUUUUAUGCUGUGCGGUGGUCUUCAGGAGAAUCUCUCAAGGGAGGGUGGGAGCACAGAGGAGAAGGCCUUGCCCCCGGAAGCCCAGGGUGCUGUACCUCCAGCUAAUUGCCACAAACGCAGCUCCCACAGGUGCACAUCACCCUCUGCUCCUACUGAUGAUGAAGAACCAGCUGCUAAAAAGCAGACUGUCGAACAGAGUGAUGUCCCUAUCUCACUUGUAGUACCCAAGAAGCCUGUUGAGUUGCCUAAGGCAGACACUGCUCCAGGAAGUGGCUGUGCAUCUGCUGUACAUCUAGAAGCUUUUCAUCUUGACCUCUCAAGUCCUGCUGCUCCAGAGACUGCAGACAAAAAGUCUACCAAGCCUUUGGAUUCUCAGGAGCAAGAAAAAUGGUCUCAGAAUAAAGACCCUGAUGAACCUUUUCCAGGAAAAGAUCACAUCUCUAAAGAAAACACCAAUCAGCCUUUUGUACCGCAGUAUCUUUAUGUUCAGCCUGCUGCUGGACUAAGCAGUUUUAAUUUCCUGUUCUCUGCAAACCAAGCUCCCGGUGCCAUCGGGCUGGCUGCAAGCCAGUUACCUUCUCUGAGCGUCCCCUGUGUCAUGGUGCCAUCAGCAGCCUUGGCUUCCUUUCCUCUCGUCUGUUCACCUGCAAUUCCCAGCCGUCUCUCUCCAGUUCCCAAUGGCUCCUCAGCUGCUGCCUCCAUGAAUAUCAGCAUGCCUGGCCUGGCAUCGACAGCGCCUGUUUUCAUAGGCACCACGGCAGUGGUUACUCCAAAUGCCUCACCCUCACCAUCAGUGGAUCCCCAGCAAACUGCUCACCCUGCUGCACAUCCGAGACCUGUGCUCGCAAGGUCCUGCAGUGCUGUUAAACUGGAUUCCCCUGUGUGUGUGGGGCAUCCAGUCACCCUUCUGAAACUGCAGCAGCCUUCAUCGACUCCUGUCACUCCCAAGAGCGUUCGUCCUGCACGUCACGAGGCAUUCUUCAAAACUCCUGGAAGUCUUGGAGAUCCUGGUGCAUGGAAAAAAAGUGAAGGCAACCAGACCAGAAAUGCCAGCUCUGUGCAGAGAAGACUAGAAAUCUCUAGUACCAGCACUGACUAACUCCAUGCAUUGCAAAGGUUGGGCAGAUUGUCCUAGGACACAGUAUUUGUUACAAGAGAACAAGCUCUUAAUCUGACAAGAAGAGCGUGUUGACAUGUCAUCCCUUUUGGCAUGCUUCCCCACUAUCCAUUCACCCACCAGUUCUGUUAACCUUCUCCACAAAUCAGACUUGGUAGUGAAAACCUUUUACUUAAUUGUUCCUUCAAUACUGAUCUGAAUUCAGAUGCUGUAGUUCACGUAACCUUGUGGGCAUCAAAUUUUAUUUGUGGUUUUAAUCUGGAAAACUCUUUAUCAAUGUGAGGAGAUGUAAAGAGAUCUCCUUGGAAUCCCCACGGGUUCUUUGCUUGUGGUUUUAAGUGAGACAUCUAGCACUUAUCUGGGGUAAGCAAUUUUUUAACAUGUCUGCUUACCCUGAGUAAAGCUGUGGUGAAAUUGAUGAGCUAAAACAAUCUGCCAAACCCUGUCGCCGCAGUACAGCCUCUUGCUAUUUAUUUGGUACAUUAGAGUGGGAGCUUCAGAGUAACAGAUUUUCUCAGGGUGGGAUUACUUGAAUGUCAGUCAAUUGUUGUACAAUUUGCCCAGCACUUGUGGUUAGGAAAACGAAUAACAACACCAUAUAAUUGAAUGUAUACAUUUGAAAAAUAUUAAGACCAAAAUAACUGUGAAUGUUAACAUUUUUAUAGUUAUGUCAAUGAACUGUGUUAUUCCUUGGGUUUCUUUCUCCUAAUCUGAGCAAAAGGUACAAAG